Messenger RNA from Puntigrus tetrazona (Sumatra barb), 4106 nucleotides. It is a transcript of the gene hspb15, whose product is annotated as heat shock protein, alpha-crystallin-related, b15. NCBI's taxonomy places the organism in Eukaryota, Metazoa, Chordata, Actinopteri, Cypriniformes, Cyprinidae. The record is from RefSeq and is a predicted model, not a curated record. The transcript has 3 exons. Gene Ontology annotation, biological process: response to heat; protein refolding. Bases 255 to 860 code for a protein of 201 amino acids. Gene Ontology annotation, molecular function: protein folding chaperone.
AGCCAGGAUGGCAUCAUUCUGUUUAUGUCAGGUUGUAACAAGGGGGUGAAAGAUUUGCCAAGCCUCUUUGUUGACAUUCGGGACUGGAUAACUGGGUAAUUUGGUGUAAAGGUUUAAUCGACAAGGACCGUAUAAAAGAAGUGAGUGGUAACUUUCAGUAGCGUUUCGCAAGUUAGGAAAUCAAAUUUCCUGUUACUGCAUCAGCAUCAGGUAUUGGAAGCUCCAAAACAAAGUGUCUUUCAAAUUGUUUGAAGAUGCCUCGUCCUUUAUUUCAAAGAAGCUGUUGCUGGGACCCUUUUCAGGAGAAGACACAAAACCUUUUCAACCAAAACACAGACCUUCCCGGUUUCCUCAGACCCGAAGAGGUUAGCUGGAUCGAAUCGGCAAGGAAAAGAUUAGGAACUUCAACCGGGCCAGAAUCUGUACCUAUCUUCAGCCAUUUGUGCAUGGAGAUUCCACCUAAAUCAUGUACUGGAUCAGAAGGACACGUUUCUGAAACUUUGUGUGAACAAAUGGGACAGCAAAACUGGAAAAUAUGUUUAGAUGUCAGUCCAUUUUCUCCAGAUGAGAUAAACAUCAAAACCAAUGAGGGAUAUUUGGAGAUAACAGGUAAUCACGAAGAAAGGCAGGAAAAUCACCGGCUGAUCUCUAGAAGCUUUACAAGAAAAUACAAGCUUCCAGCUGACUUAGACCUAAAACAGAUCAGCUCCAAGCUGUCCCCAGAUGGUGUUCUCUCAGUUGAGGCCCCAUUACCUGGCUCUAAUGUCAGUCUCCCUGGAGAGACUGUCAUCCCUAUUCACAUGAUGGACAAACAGUUACCUGCAAAAUCAGAUGAACUAUGCCUAACCAGUAACAAGUAAAUGUGUACAGGUUAGGCUUAGCCCAUCUGAUUUCAUAUGUACAGUAUGUGUAUAUGUGUGUUGAAAGGAUUGAGUGUUUUCCUAACCUUUUGUUGUUAACCUAAUUUACACAAAUAAAUGCUGAUCACACAGCAGUGGAGUAAUGCUUCAGGUCACAUCCUCUAGAUGGUGCUGGUAUUUCAAGCUGUAGAGCUGACACCAGAUUCGCUGUGCUUUUAACUUCACUCUAACACACUGCUUGUGUGACAGAUCAUGAUACAGUCACUUAUGAAACCCAAAGCCUUCCUCCAUUGGUUUCCUUCUUGGGGUGUUCAGAAGUAUGGAGGCAGGUUUCUCCUUAGCUCCACACUUUUACCUUGACUAUUUCUGUAUGUGUUACACAGCUUUCAUCACAUUACUCUGGAGGGAGUCAUCAAAUGACAUGUCUAUGCAUGGUAAAAAAAGCAGCAAUGUGUUUUCAAAUACUCAGUAUUUCCAUUGUUCCAUCACUUUUGUAUGAUUUCAUUAUAUCUGACAUAUAAGCUGGUACUGAGGAGUUUUUUUAGCAUCCUUAAAAUACUAAAAUGCUUCAAAUGCUGUCAAAAUGUGUGCUGCUGACAGUUAAUCAAGCAUUUGCCUAUACAUCUCUCAUCUGGAUUUGUUGCUUAUAGGGCAUGAAACAGCUUCAUCUGUCAUUCCAGCAAUUUUUCAAAGGAUCAGUAUGUGCUCAUAACGAUUUUCAUUACAGGAAAACACAGUUAAGUGGAGAAUACAGCUAUAAAAAACCUGACAGUAAGGAUUUAUUUAUUUCCUGGCUCAAUUAUGACUUAAUGUAUCAACACGUUACUUUACAGAGUCUGAGACUAUUAAAAUUCUUAUGAUGAUUGCUGUUAGUACAUGGCAGAUGAAAUGAAGAGCUGGAACUAGGCUUGUAAAUAUACACCACAUAACACCGGGUCACCAUCGUUUAACUUUGUGCACACAUGGUGGACAUGCCAAAAAUACAGCCAAGGGAGGCUCCUCUUACAUGACAAGUCUUAAGUUAUUCAGAAGGAAAGAGGGUGUUGAAAUAGUGAGAAUGCCAAGGAGCUCUGCAGGGGCUGCUUUCUACCGUCUGUGGUAUGAGCAUCUGUAAUGAGUGAAUGAGGAUUUAUGACACAAUAAAAGUUUGGUUUGUCAACAUGUUCACAAUUCAGUGUUACAUGCAUAAAGUAGAUAUAUGAACAUAUCUGUUAAUCACGUUUAGGGCUUUUUAGUUGUUGUUUUUUUGUGUGAACUUUCACUUGGUAUACUUUAUAUAUGUUCAGGAAAAAAACAACAACUAAACAAACACAAAAAAAAAGGUUAAAAGUGUUUUGUUCAUGUUCAUGUUUUCUAUAGAAUAGUAUUCCCUGGACUGUAGCAUAUAAAUGACCUUGAAUGAAUUUUGCUCUUGACCAAGAUUGUUUAUGACAUUAAGGGAUUUCCCAUGAUCAUCUCUGUUUGAAGUAAAUAAUACAAUUGUCCUUUAUACCAAGUAAAGUUUUAUUUUGGCUAAUGUUUAAUUUGGUUAAUUUUUGCUUAUGUCUCUUUUAUUCAUUUAUUACAACCCUAACCUACUUAAAGCUAUGCAUGCUGAGAAUGUGCAGGGCUCAGGGCUACACUCAUUUGCCCUGCUGUAAAAAAUCUGACAAAUGUUAUUCUAGUGUUGGUGUCAGUUUUUGAGUGAAUGAAGCCAUAAAAAAAAAAGAGUUACACAUAUGUUUAAGGGGGAUGUAUGGUGAUAUUACAAUAGUCUUAAUAUCCAAUAUAACACAUGAGAAAACACUUAAGCCCAAGUUGAUUUUUUGGCGCAUAAUUGGAGAGCAUAUUUUAAGCAUAUUUCAAAAAACAGUAAUGUUAUUUGUUUUAAACAAACCGUUUAAUCAAAACGGUUGUUAAAAAUGUUUUAAAUUGAUAAAACGGUUAAAAAGGCAUUUGUACACUACGGUUGUGAAAUGUUAACGGAACAUAGAUAAUGUUAUAAGCUAAACCCGCAAUUAACUGUAAUUGGUUGUAAAUCAUUAUAAAGAAUGUGCCAGAAAAGUGAGAAAUUGUCUAACUAGCAUAAUUUUUUUGUACAUGUGAAACUUUAUUUGAUAUUAUUUCUAAUGCAAUGGAAUUUAUACACAAAGUAACUUGCAUGUCCAUCUGAAACAGAAUGCUUUUUCAGGGCCAAUAUAUGUGCCAAGUGCAAUUUAAUGCUUUUAAACGUAUUACACAAACCAAAGUUUGACACUCCCCACAUAACACUGUCAACAUAUCUUUCUUUGCUAAAUAAAGUGCAUGUAAAAUAUCUCAAACUAAUUAAUAUUAAGACAAUAUAUUUCCAUACCCAGUUCUAAAACAACACUCAGGAAAAAUAGCAUUUACUUAAGAGAUUUUUUUUAAAUAUAACAAAUACUUAUCUUGAAGUAGGAAACACAAUAUCCAGUGGUGAUGUUGCUGCAUAGUGAUAACAAAGUCUAGCAGUUCUACAUAUGUCUCCUUGACAUUUAACAGUUACAUUAAAUAAGAACUAAUCCAUGUGCGACUAAGACAGUCUUGUUUUUAGAGUCACUGGUGUAUCAUAGUACAUCUGUUGACAUUCCAUGCAUAUUUUGAGGCAGUAUUGAAUGUCAUCAAAAUUAAUUAGUUACAUAAAUGAAACUGAUUUAUCCAACAGAAGUAUCAUAUAUACUGAAACUUUACAUUCAUGUGUAUCUAAACUUCACAGACAAAACAAUAAAACACAAGUACAAUAUUUAUAAUCUAGUGGAAAUAUGCACAUAUAUAUAUGCAGUACAGUAAGUUGUUUCCAUUUUUAGAAUGAUUGUCAGUGGCAAGUGUUUCACCUGAUCAAUUCCUUUGACUCCCAUUUGUGCCAUAUUAGACAUUAGUUAGCCAUAUUUAACUUUGCUUGGCUGGCAGAACAUAUCCAAUAUAAGGCAGUAUGGACAAGCCCUGAAGACUGUUCAGGAGACAGCUCUGUUCGUGAUUGUGGUGAGAACUCUAAUUUCUUCAAGGAUUACAGUUUGUCAUUGGUUGUAACAAAUACACUUACAACAAAUGAUUAGACGAAAAUGGAGACAUUCCCGUUCAAGUUUUUUCAUUUAUAAUAAUUACAUCAAUAUACGUGACAUAUUAAAAAAUAUCACAAAUAUGUGGUACGAUGUAGCUAAUGGAGAAAUUUGAGUACAGAAAAGUCACCUGAAUUUUAAAUCUAUUACAGGGCUGCUGGAAUAACAUCACUACUGGGAAGGGAAAAAA